AUGACGCUCUUUCGGUACCCAGCUUUGGCAGCGCUGAUGAUCCUCGCUUACUCUGUUGAGGUCAUCCAUGCCUGGCCAGCGCCCACCAUGAAUCGCUUCGACAGCUGUCCAUCGUACACCAAGCUGCUGCCGCGCUAUGACCUCUACCAUGAGCAUUGCGAAGCUGACGCUGGUCCGUCAGGUAGCGACCCCAAAUGGCCCUGUUUCACCAUGUGGUACGGAGACAUGACAACUGUCAACGCUACCGUGGACAACAGCAAAACUGCACCGGACGAUUUCUUCCUCCUGAAAAACGGCGAUAAGCUCGACUUCACUACUCGCGACCCAAAGCAAGCCUUCACCUUGUCUUGGUUCUUUACCGACCUUUCCAUGUCGUACUCGGACUUCAACCAGGACACAGGCUGCUACAAGAUCACGCUCAAGCACAAGGAAGGCUUUCAUCGUAGGAUUUGGGUAUCGGACGAAGCUGGCAAGGAUAGGGACAUUGACACUAGCAACUAUCACGAGACCUCAAAGACGCUUUGCACAAAGUGGCUCCACAUUCAUGUAAAGGAGUAG
Molecule: messenger RNA, 558 nt
Organism: Mycosarcoma maydis (corn smut)
Lineage: Eukaryota; Fungi; Basidiomycota; Ustilaginomycetes; Ustilaginales
Product: mig1 protein
Exons: 2
Coding region: 1-558 (185 amino acids)
Source: RefSeq, a predicted model, not a curated record